This is a messenger RNA of Procambarus clarkii (red swamp crayfish), 903 nucleotides long. NCBI's taxonomy places the organism in Eukaryota, Metazoa, Arthropoda, Malacostraca, Decapoda, Cambaridae. The record is from RefSeq and is a predicted model, not a curated record.
AUGUGGUCUUCAUCCUUGUGGAAUUCUUCCAUCCAUGUGGCCUUCAUACUUGUGGUCUUCAUCCUUGUGGCCUUCAUCUGUGUGUACUUCAUUCUUCUGGCCUUCAUCCUUGUUGCCUUCAUCUUUGUGGCCUUCAUCCUUGUGACCUUCAUCCUUGUGGCUAUCAUACUUGUGGUCUACAUCCUUGUGGCUUUCAUCCCUGUGACCUUCAACCUGUUGGCCUUCAACCGUGUGGCUAUAAUCCUUGUGGUCUUCAUCCGUGGAGCCUUCAUCUGCUUGACCUUCAUCCUCGUGGCGUUCAUCCUUUAUCCGUUGGCAUUUAUCCGUGUGGCCUUCAUCCGUGUGGCCUUGAUCCUUGUAGCCUUCAUGCUAGUUGCCUUCAUCUAUGUGGUCUUCACCUGUGUGGCCUUCAUCCGGGUGUCCUUCAUCCAUGUGGCCUUCAACCUUGUGGCCUUCACACGUGUGGCCUUCAAACUUGUGGCCUUCAUCCUAGUAUUCUACAUCCCUGUGGACUUUAUCCAUAUGGCCUUUAUCCUUGUGGCCCUCAUCCGUGAGGCCUUCAAGCUGAUGGCCGUCAUUCUAUUGGUCUACAUCUCUACGGCCCUCAUCCGUGUGGUCUUCAACCUUGUCACCGUCAUCCUAGUGGUCUUCAUCCGUUUGGCCUUCAUCAUUAAAGUCUUUAUCUGUGUGACCUUCGCCCGUGUGACCUUCAUCUGUAUUACCUUCAUUUGUGUGGCAUUUAUCCAUGUGCUCUUCAUCCGGUUGGCCUUCAUCCUUGUGGUUUUUUUUCCAUGUGACCUUCAUCCGUGUGGCCGUCAUCCUAGUGGUCUUCAUCUUUGUGGCCUUCACCUUGUAGUCUUCAUCCAUGUAGCCUUAAACCCUCAUCCUUGGGGCUCAUCUUAA